Molecule: messenger RNA, 1083 nt
Organism: Penicillium brevicompactum
Lineage: Eukaryota; Fungi; Ascomycota; Eurotiomycetes; Eurotiales; Aspergillaceae
Exons: 1
Coding region: 1-1083 (360 amino acids)
Source: RefSeq, a predicted model, not a curated record
AUGGCCAAUAGCGUUUGUAGCGACGAUGCUUAUCAACUCCGAACAGGGCGCACAUGGGACGAAGAUUCACAAUAUGCCCCCACUCCUGGUCACUUUAGUCGUACGCCAUCUGUAUUCUCUUCUGGCCCUGCCCCGGUUCGUGUCACCGAUCCGGUCCAAUCAGACCAGCUUAGCUUUCUCCCGCUUGCCGAAUGGGAUGAAGACAUCGACUAUGACGAGCCGUCUCCAGGAUAUAUCCGCUAUACGAUUGCGUGGAAGCUUAUGCUCAACCGUAAGAAGGUAGGCAGCGUGACCGAGAAAGGGCUGGUUAUCGCUCCGCGGAAUUACUGGACCAAGGCUUUGAAGCCUGCUGUUGAAGAAAUGCUGCAAAUGAAAAAGAAAAAUGGCCAGCGAGUGCGAUCUGAAGGCACAGCUGUCACUGUCAAAGCGGGCGACCGAUCUCAGCAAAAUCUGGAACUAUUUUGUGCUGCUACUAUUGACUGGAAUUCAGUGGAGAAGCAGUUGCGUAAAUGGAGCAAUUUAGUCCGCAUGGGCAAAACACUCACAAUUGACAUUGUGUUUCAUUACAGGGGCGACGAUGAAGUGCCGCAGAAAGUCGAAAAGAGAGGCCGUGUGUCGGCAACAAGCAGAAUUUUGGCAGAGCGCCAGAGACGCAUUGAUAUUGAAGAAGAUAUAACUGAACGACCUGCAACUUGGGAUCUUGUUUAUGGCUUGAUGAGAUGUGAUGUCCGGUCAUGCCCACACAAGUGCGAUUGGUGCUGGGAGGACCCACAGGACAAGAAACACUAUAAGCUCCGGGCCUCACAUCUAGAACGACUGAUUGACUACGUUGAUGGUGGUGGCUGCCUAGACACCCAUGAUAAUGUUCCUAACGAUAUCCGUCGGGACCUCGUUCUAGAGAGUCAGAAAGGAAGGAAAUCGAGAAAGACCAACGUCACGAACGGAACAUCAUAUCCCACGACCAUCAUUAAUGUUCUGCCGGCACAAAAUGGCAGUACCCCCAUAGUCAGUUCCUCUCUACACAAUGCUCGAUCUGAUGAGCAGGUUAUUAUUCCUGGACCUCGUGAAGUGGCUGUGAGGUAA